Molecule: messenger RNA, 1390 nt
Organism: Dinoponera quadriceps
Lineage: Eukaryota; Metazoa; Arthropoda; Insecta; Hymenoptera; Formicidae
Product: epimerase family protein SDR39U1
Exons: 6
Coding region: 291-1172 (293 amino acids)
Source: RefSeq, a predicted model, not a curated record
UUUUUAUCGGCAUUUCGAGGUCGUAAUGUGACUCAACAAUAAGUUAAACGUAAUUUUACUUUCAAGUAACACAACUCGACGAUAAAUCGAACGACUCGUUAUUUUGAAAUAUUACAAUUCAACGAAUCAGUCAGAUGUCUCUUAUUCUUUAAUAAUACAUUUCUCCGGGAAGUUAAAUGACUUUUUUUAUUAUCAAGUAGUCCAACUCAACGAUGGGUGGAGCAGUGAGCUUUGCGAGAUCCUUCUUAAAAUAAUCCGACAAACAAGUCGAAUUCCGGCGACUCGUAAACAUGAAGCAUGUAAUAAUAGGUGGUGGAUCAGGUUUCAUAGGAUCACAGCUGAUAAAAUGUCUUUCCCUCGAGGGCAUCUCUUGCACGUGUAUCUCUCGAAUGCCUGGACCACAUAGAAUAUCGUGGAACGAUUUAGAACGCAAUGGUCUACCAGAGGACACAUCAGCUGUCAUCAAUGUUGCUGGACAGAAUGUGCUGGAUCCUGCUCAGAGAUGGACUCCAGGCUUCAAACAAAAUGUCAGGAACAGCAGGGUAAAGACAACAAAGGCUUUAGCCGAUGCAAUACAGAAUACUAAGGCUGAAAUCUUCAUGACCAUAUCUGGAGUUGCAUACUAUAAACCAAAUGGCACUAUGUAUACAGAAGACAGCAAAUGCGAGCCAUACGAUUUCUUAUCAAAACUCUCGCAUGAUUGGGAAGAUGCUGCGCAAUUACCAAAGGAGAGCAACAUCAGACAAGUCACAAUAAGAUCCGGAGUUGUGUUAGGAAGAACUGGCGGCAUGAUCAAGCAAAUAUAUCUGCCGUUUUUCCUUGGCCUAGGUGGGCCGAUAGGUGCUGGCAACCAAUACAUGCCCUGGAUACAUAUUGCAGAUCUAGUUGGCCUGUUUAAAUUUGCCCUUAAAAAUAACAAUGUGCAGGGUAUAAUAAACGGAGUUGCACCUCAGCUUGUAACAAAUGUGGAAUUUACCAAAGCAUUUGCAACGGCGAUGUGGAGACCUGCGGUCAUACCUCUUCCAAAUUUCUUUUUGAAAAUAUUGUUCAGCGAAGAACGAGCAAAAAUAAUGUUGGAGGGGCAGAAAGUUGAACCAAAGCGUGCGAAAGAGUUGGGAUUUAAAUAUCAAUAUCCAGAUAUCGAGAGCGCCUGCAAGCAACUCGUCCAGUAAACUUCUUGUACUUUGUACAAAACUCUGCCCGAUCGUGAUAGAAAUCGUGAUAGAAAUCGAUAGACACGCGUAGCUCAAUUAAUCGUUCUUAAAUUAUUUAUGAUAUAUGCUAUUUGAAUUGUUAACAUUUAAAUGCGAAACUUUACUUCGGUUUUUUUCAUACGUUGUAAUUUAAGGACUGUUAUUUUGUUUAAUAAAAUUAUCGCAAGGCAAACCAA